AUGGAUUUUCCCAAAGUCUUCACUUUAUUAUCUUUCUUCUUCACUGCUGUCGUGGCAUUCCCCCAGCAGACUGCCGCAGGUACAACGACCGCGACGCCAGCGAUGAUCACCAAGGCUGCAUCGCUCAGCUGCUCGGACGGCCAAACUGCGGUCUACACUACAGAUUGUACGAUGGGAACUCCCACGUCAUACUGCGCUAGACCAGAGCCCCCAAUCCAGUGCUCGGAAGGGUAUUUUCCCUCGGUUUGGCACCCUGGUCAUUGCAUGGAGAUGUCGACCUGUUUCCCGCUUGAUGCGUCUUGGAUCACGACUGAGUGCUCACAUGGAGCGAUCCCUUGGACCACAAAGACCUUGUAUGAGGGUACUUUGGCAGGAGGAGAGUCAACUAUCAUCAGUGCUGUUUCCUGCUCGUGUGCCAGAGAUCAAUGGUAUAGCAUGACGAUGCUCCCAGGUGCAUCAACCGUGGACACCUUCUGCAUGCCCUCGAGCUCUUGUCCAGCGGGCAUGACAACCUCUGUUUCAACCAAUACGUACUGCGCAACAGCGCCGGCAAGCGCGUGCUCGGAUGUUCCCCUGGAGACCAACUACUGCAAGUGCGAAGAUGCAGGGCAGACACCUGUGUAUCCUGACUCCGUUGGGGCAGCUCCAACUGGAUGUAAAUUGUAA
This is a messenger RNA of Penicillium coprophilum, 666 nucleotides long. RefSeq lists its product as uncharacterized. NCBI's taxonomy places the organism in Eukaryota, Fungi, Ascomycota, Eurotiomycetes, Eurotiales, Aspergillaceae. The record is from RefSeq and is a predicted model, not a curated record. The transcript has 2 exons. The coding region runs from base 1 to 666 and encodes 221 amino acids.